AUGCAAAGAACAUUCGCAAGAAAUAUGAAAAAUGCCUAAGCAGGAGGUAUGCCUAGAUAGCCAAGUGGCGGCUAAUCUAAGAAAGAUAAAGAAAUGGAGGAGUUCUUUAAGAUGAAUCAAGCUUAAAUGAAAAGAAUGGAGAGUCUGAUAAAGGGCACUAAUUUUGAGAAGGCUUUGGAUGAUUUUAUUGAUUAGCAAGUAUCUUAGGGUAAAUCGAAUGAAGAUAUCAUGAAGGGAGCUCUAGGACAGAAUUUUAACAAAGUAGAAGGAUUGCCUAAUCAGGAUGUUGAGAUAGAUCCUGAUGAACUUAAUAUUGAUGAAAAUGUGUUCGCAGAAUUUUAAAAGAUGAUGGACUAGAAAAUGCAAGAUCCAGAAUUCUCUAAAGAAGCCGAGAUAGCUUUGGAAAAACUAAGACGAGAUCAGGAAAUGAAUUAAAAUGGAAGUAAUUUUGGAAAAGAAAUUACAGAUGAAGAUGAUGAUAAUGAUAAUGAAUUGGAGGAAUUAGAGAAAUUAAAAGCUGCUAAAACUAGGAAUACCAACAACCCUUAGGAAUACUUAAACACUCAAAGUUAAACUAUAGAUACAUCAACUGCUACUGAUAAAGCCAAUUUUUAAGAUCAGCAAAAAGGUGGAAGAUAAAGAUUAGAUGACAUGAGAAAAAACUUAUUUAAAAAAUGA
Stylonychia lemnae is the source of this 678-nucleotide messenger RNA. Lineage: Eukaryota; Ciliophora; Spirotrichea; Sporadotrichida; Oxytrichidae. The record is from the annotation of a GenBank genome assembly.